GCCUCCCCCACGGGAUUGGUUCAGCAGUUGCGAUUGGAAGUUACAGACCGGCGCAUAUCGAUGAGCGUUGAGAGCUUUCGAGCGUGGAUUCGUGCUGCGUUGUUGGUGGACAUAGAAGAGCGGAACGCGCGGUGGUGACUUGAAAACGAUAUCGAAGGGUAAUUUUCCCCAUCGGAGGGGAACUGUAUUGUUGUGAUUAGUGACCAAUUGGGCUAUUACAGACACAGAUUGAGGGGGGUUCGGCAACAACGACGACUACGACGUUGACAUGAGUAAUAAGCUUAAGCCGAGCGGCGAUUAUCAGCCGGUCCCGCGUGGUAGUGGAAGCAACGGCAGGGCAGGCCCAUUCAACGAGGUGGAUCAGCACUUGCUGGAGGAAGGAGACAAAAUACCAUUCGUUGAUUCCGAGGACGAAGACGACGACGACGAUGAUCGCGACGAUCAUUCCAACAGAGGAAGCAGUGGCAACGCGUCCGACGACGAAGACGAUAUCAUGACCGAAAGCCAGGAGAACCUAGCGAUGGCCUACGUUAAUCGGUACAAAAUGCCAUCCCUGUCGGAACGGCGGAACCAGGAGAAGCUAACGGUUACGAUCGAGCACGAGAAAAAAUUGCCACCGAGUGGACAUGAUCUCAAAGAGGAAGCCAAGGAUGUCCCCACAGAGCUCAAACCCGUCCAGGAUAGGGCGAUCGGGCUGCGGAGAAAUUCUAUUUCUUUGCCUACCUUGACGGUAGAGGAUUUAGAUGCUCUUCGACAGGCCAGGAUAGACGAGGAAGAAAGCAAAAUUCUGGUAGUGGAAAAUCGCAGCGUCAGCACCGAGACAACAGCAUCUCCGGAAACUCCAAGUUCUCCGCAGAGCCUCAAGCCGAUGCUUCACUUCGACAGUAGCAGCGAAGAUGAACAACCAAAAAGUCCAAGGAACCUCUUCCGGAGUAGACGCCGUGGAUCGAUUGCCCCGCUGCCGGCGCUGAGACUCAACGAUAAGGAAAUGAUGGCGAACGACUUCGACACGCAGAGCGUGCUGAGCAAUCAGAAUUCCAUCACCAGCAUCAACUCGCUGGCCAGUUUGCUCAAGGAGAAGAUGCAGCUCAUCCCACGAUCAUCGCACGGAAAAGAUUAUUUUACAUUCACGACCCCACAUUUUACAUCACCACUGAACGUUCCGGCUAUGAUUCGGAAAAAGAAAAGAGAGACCAAAGACUACAAGCUGCGCGUCUUUGUCGGCAUGCUGUUCCUUAUCAUUGUAUUUCUUGUUGGAUAUGCGUAUAUCAUGUACAAUCAGAAGCUACUAGCUAAAUCCUACUUUGAGAGCGUGAAGCUGAACAAACAGACAAGGGCGCUGCGGAUUCUGGAUUCAAAGGGGAAUGACGUGCUGCUGACUGGAAUGCUGGGCGUGGACAUCACCAUUGAUAAGCCGUACAAAUGUUUGGCGAAGGAUCUUCGGACAGAUGGCAGCGUUUGCUACGAAUGGAACUCUGUCGUUAGGUUGUACAUGAAUCAGGAUAAGACUGUUGCGCAGGAUAUCAAGUGCUACAGCUUCAGUUGGGAAACACUGGUGGAUAACUACUAUCCAACGGAUUGUUUCGACUUGGGAGAAGAAGUUUACUGGUACGGUGGAGGCCUUACCAAGAAUGUAGACUACUUAUUGAACAAGGCGUCAUUCGAUUUUGCCCCUUUUGUAACAGGUGACAUCAACGCAAAGCAGUGGGGCAAUGCAUUGAAGAGGUACUUUUUGAACACAAAGGGUAUUGCGAUUCUGGUGGAUGAACGCACUCCACUGUACGUCAGUAUUAACCGCAAUAACAAUAAUCAGAUUUGUCUACGCGGCAAGAACGAUAAUUUUGCAUACGUAAACAAACUUGCAAACUAUUCUUCUUUGGAUUACAAGGUAUGCACAGGCCCAGAUAUGAAGACCGUCCAUAAUGGUCUGACGCAAAAGAGUUUGUGGGACGGAUUGACGGAAAACGACAAUGCCAUCAUAAAAUCUCUUCUCAAAGAGCCAGUUUGGCAAAUUCCAGCAUUUUCCCAAGAUGAACUGACAGAAACAGUUAUCUACAAUUACACGGAGAACGUUAUUGCAUCAGGAUAUCUACACGUAGGCCACGUCCUGAUCAACGAGUUCUGGCAGAAAAAUAUUGGUGAUUUCAAGUUCGAUCCUGACCGGUUCCCCACUCUUGAAGAUACCUUUAACAUUCUUCAUCGCCGAGGAUUCCGAAUCUCACUCUCAAUCCAACCUUUCAUUAGUACAGAAAGUGAAAACUUCUUGGAAGCAGUUGACAAGAAACUUCUUAUUUACGAACGUGAAUCUGAACGAAGUAUUCCUGCUCUGACGCGCUACAAAAGCUUGGCCAGUGCCGGUGUCCUCGAUAUAACGAAUAACGAAACCUUACCUUGGUUGAGAAAUCAAUUACAGAAAAUCAAAGAAUCAGUCGGAAUUGAUUCGUUCUACCUGGAUUUUGGUAAUGCGUACAGCAUGCCAAGAUAUUAUCAGUGCUCAACUACUUUAGACAAUCCGGAUCAGUACAAAUCUAUCUUCAUGAAACGCGUCGAGGGUAACAUCAAUAUUUUUGGAGUUUCAAGUGCCAUUACAGUUCCUCGUCCUCCAGCAUUCCUCAGUCUUCCACCGGUCAACAGUUCUUGGAUAGGCCUUCGAAGCAUAAUCCCUACCGUUCUCUCAUAUGGAGUUAUCGGCUUUCCAUUCAUCAUGCCUGGUCCGGUUGGAGGAGAUUUUGUACUGACCUCGAACUACACAAAAAUGCAUUCCUUCUAUCCGAUGAGAGCUCCUCCACUGCCCGAAGUAGAACUGUACAUUCGAUGGAUCCAGAUGGCUACCUUCCUACCAGUUCUUCGCUUCACACAUCUUCCUUCUGAGUACAAGAACGAUUCGCUGACGGACAUAGCCAAGGAGCUGUCGAUCAUUCGUCAGAAAACGGUAAUGCCCUUGCUGGAGCAGUACUCUAGCGUGGCGAUGGAUGAAGGGCUACCCAUCAUCCGCCCACUCUGGAUGAUGGAUGCGACCGACGUAAAUUGUUUGUAUAUUGACGAUGAGUUUUCGAUCGGAGAUGGAUUGAUUGUGGCACCGAUAAUCUAUCGCAGUGAUACCAGCAGAGAAGUGUAUCUACCGCAAGGCGUUUGGAAGGAUGGAAUCGAUGGAUCUUUGCGUAAAGGCAGCCGGUGGAUUCACAACUACCAUGUGCCAUUGAACAAGGUGGCAUAUUUUGUUAAAAUGCCCGAUAAUACGCGCUUUUAGGGCAUGGUCCCCUACAAAAUAGUCAAAAUGGUUAUGAAUCACAGUGAUUUGGGCAUUCCAGCAAGUAACCCUUGCCCUUAAAAGAUAUCGAAAAUUUAGUUUUAAUUUAUCUCAUUGAGCCUCAGUCAGCCUAGUUAAUCAAAAGAUAAGGGCUUAGCCAAAAAAGUAUUAAGUUAAUGUGUUAAGUUUCACUCAUUUCAGUAGCUACUCAAUUAAAAAGAAAUUCUUUCAUAUUCUGAGUAAAUAAAGUCGAACAAAGAAAUUAA
Aedes aegypti (yellow fever mosquito) is the source of this 3516-nucleotide messenger RNA. RefSeq lists its product as uncharacterized. Gene Ontology annotation, biological process: carbohydrate metabolic process. Gene Ontology annotation, molecular function: hydrolase activity, hydrolyzing O-glycosyl compounds. The transcript has 9 exons. The record is from RefSeq and is a predicted model, not a curated record. Lineage: Eukaryota; Metazoa; Arthropoda; Insecta; Diptera; Culicidae. Bases 269 to 3250 code for a protein of 993 amino acids.